ACACUGCAUUCACGCAUAUUUAGAUAGUUUUCGUUGAAUAAACGUUUAGAAAGAAAAGAUAAAAUUAAAGAAGAAAUUAAAGAAAAACGUUAGAAAAAAGUGCCUAUUUUAUGUGUGGAUCAUUACGAAAGGCCAAGCAAACUGUUUCUACUCCUCUACGGUUAAACGCGCCUCAACUCUCGCGAAGAGAUAAUGAAUGCCGAUUUGUAUCAGCGUAUUAGUGCCACUCGUUCUCUUCUACUCAUGGUUGGUUUAUGGCCUUAUUAUCAAUCAAAGUUCACUCAAAUUCAACGACUGUUAAUCUUUAGUAUUUUAUCGAGCUUUAUUGCAUUUCAGUUUACAACGGUUGUGACUGCAGAAUGCACUCCUUACUUCAUGAUUAAACUUUUUUCAUCAGUGUUAAUUUUUAUUGUCUGCUUAUUAAUGUAUAGCUCCUUCUGGUUUCAUAUCUCGAAUGUAAAGUAUUUACUGGAAAAAAUUCAGUAUAUUUGUUACUACCUCAAAGAUGAAAACGAAAUCUCUAUUAUUAACAAAUACGCGUCCAGCGCAGAACGUAACUCAACUAGAAUUAUACGUAAGAUAAAGUUUGAUGUUUUUUAAUACACACUGCCAAGUAAAAUAGGCAAAAUUUUUGACAAAUAUUG
This is a messenger RNA of Odontomachus brunneus, 644 nucleotides long. RefSeq lists its product as uncharacterized. The coding region runs from base 193 to 600 and encodes 135 amino acids. The record is from RefSeq and is a predicted model, not a curated record. NCBI's taxonomy places the organism in Eukaryota, Metazoa, Arthropoda, Insecta, Hymenoptera, Formicidae. The transcript has 3 exons.